AUGUCUGAACUGGUCAACUGCAGAGUUAUCUGUGGGUGCAUCAGUGGGUUAUUCAGUGGGCUUUUUGUGGUUUCUCAAGAAAUAAUCACAUUUGUGAUUCAGAGGGAGUUGAGCUUCGACGAGCUCGUGUCUGUCUCUGAUGCCGGCACAACACCAGCAGCAAACUACACCUUAUGGUAUAUAGAUUCAUACGAUAAACUAAAACCAUAUGCAAUUGCUAUAAACGGCUGCAUUGAGGGAUUUAGACUCUGCACAGCCAUUUCCAGCCAUUUCCCCUCCUCAAAAACAGUGAUUCCCUACAAGUCCACCUGGUUCUUUCUGCAGAAAAGAUGCAUUUCUUGCACAUGUCCUGAUACUUAUGACAAUGUGAUGCUGAAACGCCAAAGGAUUUAG
Molecule: messenger RNA, 393 nt
Organism: Xyrichtys novacula (pearly razorfish)
Lineage: Eukaryota; Metazoa; Chordata; Actinopteri; Labriformes; Labridae
Source: the annotation of a GenBank genome assembly